Messenger RNA from Lepisosteus oculatus (spotted gar), 5874 nucleotides. Its product is annotated as baculoviral IAP repeat-containing protein 1e-like. Gene Ontology annotation, molecular function: ATP binding; cysteine-type endopeptidase inhibitor activity involved in apoptotic process. NCBI's taxonomy places the organism in Eukaryota, Metazoa, Chordata, Actinopteri, Semionotiformes, Lepisosteidae. The record is from RefSeq and is a predicted model, not a curated record. Gene Ontology annotation, biological process: detection of bacterium; pyroptotic inflammatory response; inflammatory response. Gene Ontology annotation, cellular component: IPAF inflammasome complex.
CACUAAUGUGUGACUCUGGAAGUAUUAUCUUGGACCAAACAGGAUUCAUUUGGACCUGCUUCUGGUGGAGAUCUCCUAGCGCUGGCACAGCCUGCUGAUUCAUCCUGCUCUUUUAGCAGAAGUCUGUCUUGGCAGAAUAAAGGAAAAUCAGACCUGUUGAACUCGAUCUAUCUAGUAUGGCUGCAGAAAUACCAAACACUACGCAGGACCCACAAGAAGAAGAUUACUUUUCUCGUAAGGAAGUUGACUUCAGUGAGCAUGUAUUUUCAUUUCUUAACCACAACUCCAUUAAAAUUCAAGAAGACAAUGAAAAAAUGUACCAGACCGUCAGGAAACAGAAGGGGCGACGCUACAACCACCAAAUGAGGAGCGAACUGGAGAGGAUUAAAACAAUGCAAGAGUCAGAAGCCUUCGGAGAUCCGUCAGGAUUGGCAGAGGCUGGAUUUUACUCCAUUGAGGGAGACAAGGCUAUGCAGUGCUUCUGCUGCGGUGUGGUUAUUGGGCAGAUUGGUUUGCAGAAGAGAGCUAUGGAAAAGCACCGGGAAUGGGACCCCAAUUGUGGUUUUGUGAAAGGUGACGAUGUGGGGAAUAUACCAAAAUAUGAUGUCCGUGUACAGGUAUCGGAGGCCUGGAGCAGGAACAGCGGCCAAAAAUUCAAUACCAAACAGCAGCGAGUGGAGUCCUUCCACAACUGGCCCUUUUAUGCCCAGCUUGAUCCCAGCUUGCUUGCUGAAGCUGGGUUUUUCUAUACAGGUACAAAGGACCAUGUGCUCUGCUUCUGUUGCGGCGGCUGCUUGGGCCAUUGGGGAGCGGAUGAUGACCCCUGGGAGGAGCACGCAAAGUGGUUUCCAGAAUGUGAAUACCUUCAGACCAAGAAAACAACAGAUGAAAUCUUGGACUACAUAAACCAGUAUAAUGCUUUCAAAGGAGUGAAGGGAUCCCAUUUUAAAAACAGAAAAAAGACACCAGAAGAAAGAACUUGUUCAACUGAUUUGGAGGAAAAGCUGAACAUAUUUGCAGAUGAGAAUCUUCGUCUGGAGUCUUUCCUAAUGUGGCCUUCAGAUUCUUCAGCUGACCCAAAAGCACUGAGCCAAGCUGGGUUUUUCUACACUGGAACAGACGACAAGGUGAAGUGCUUCCUCUGUGGAACGGAGGUCUUUAAGUGGGAAGAUGGAGAUGUUCCUUUUGAGGAACAUCAAAAAUGGUCUCCACAAUGUCCAUUUGUUUUAGAUAAGCAGCAGCAUCAUGCUUUUGAAGAAAUGAAAUCUGAAUCGACAUCAAAGAAAAACAACCUACAGGACCAGGAGCCAGAGUUCCCAGAAUGUAAUCCUAUAACUGAAGAUGUGAGAACAUUUGAAGACAGACUCUCUAACUUUCUGAGAAAUGUUUACAGCAGCCUAUCGUUCUGCAAACCAGCAGUGGUAGAAGAUGUGAGCUGCUUCGCCAUCGACCUGAAAAAGGUGUUUGUAGAUCUUGCCAUGACUUCACAAGAGCAGAAGGGAAGUUCAGCACAGAGCGUGACCCUGCCUGAGUUACUGAGGAGCUUGGAUGGCCUAACUGUUGUAAAAGGGGGCAGAGGCACAGGGAAGACGGCCUUGCUGAAAAAGAUUGCCAUUCUCUGGGCUUCUGAUUAUUGCCCCGUAUUGAGCCGGUUCCAAUUUGUGUUUUAUGUCUCUUUUUCAAACCUAAAUGCAAGCCCUGCUCUUGUCUCAGUGAAAGCCAACCUGGAGAGGAUGAUGAAACAAUAUGGUGAAUCAGCCUUGUUUCUCCUGGAUGAUGUUGGAGAGGGAGAAAACCCAUUGUUGGAAAAACUGAGAGAGAAACUCCAAUCCCAGGAAAGACCGCAUUGUCUGUCCAUGGUCAUUGCCAUAUGUCCUUAUAUGAUGGACAGAAUCAACCUCCUCCCAGACAGAACUGUCACUUUAAAGGACUUCCCUACUUGCAGAUCAGCCUGUCUAGUCAAAAGACUUAUAUGGCCAAAUCUCAGCAUAAUGAAAAAAUGUUUGGAGAAACUAUGGUUCUAUUCAUUUAAAGCCAGCUUGAAGACACCCUUUUGUGCCUUGGCUCUCUGCAUAUCACUAGUGCAGAAGCCUGGGAUGAAUUUGAGCACUGGAUCUUCAUUUUACAGUACCUUCGUCCAGUACCUCAUGCAGGGAAUUGAUGAGAACUCGAAGUUGCUUUUAGUAGAACAGUUGGCCUGGGAAGGUUUGAUGAGAAAUCAGUUUGAGUUUACAGACAAAGACUUGACAAAUCUUGGCCUACAGUCAGGUUGGUUGAUUAAGCAGGGGUUAGUGGUAGAAGGGAACUGUGGGCCCCACAGCCUUCGUUUCAUAGAUGAAUACUUCCAGGAGUAUUUGGCAGGGCGAUAUCUGGCACAUUUAUUCAACUCUGACCAGAUAGAAAAGGCUUCAAUCUGCCUGAGUCAAAUCAUGCCAUUUCCUAAAGCACUGGGACAGUUCUAUCUGUUACUACUUCACUGCUUUCAUCAUUCCGGCAAGGCUGCAACAGUCAUCAUUCCACAACUGUUGGCUCAGUACAGUUGUCUAGAUGCCUGGAUGUCUGCUGAUACAGACAAAGGAUUGCACAAGCAGUCCAGCAGUCCACGUUCACUUAUAAGAAUUUUAACUCAGUGUGUCAAAAUGUGUGCCGAGUUCUUCGAUGGGAGUACCACACAUUGGAAAUCAUCAAUGAUAGAUGGGAAUAUUUUUUAUUUAAUAAAUGUGGAGCGGGUCCUGAAGCUCAUCUAUGAAAGCAAUUGCACAUCCGUGGGAUUCCCCAUAAUACGGCAACAUCUUGCUGGGACAACACUCCACUUUGAUUCACCCAUGUACCCAAUAUUGUGUGUGCUGUAUUUCCUCAAAGACUACCCACAGUGUAUCCCAGAGCUGCAGUGCACCCGAGUUACCUUUUCCGAUGUCUUGGACUGUGUGGAGACCGAUCCCUCUCAGCCGCAUUCCUGGAAGUUUGUUCAGCUGCCUGUCGAGUUUGUUUCUGCUUUUCAAGCAGCAUAUCAGCAAAAAGUGACUGGUGAAAAGCUACAUUUGGCAGCUAACCGGGUCGCAUCGUUCGAAAAGAACGACGUCCUCCGUCUUUCUGUCCUGUUUUCUGUGUUCAAACGGAUUGACAUUGAAGUGGAAGACAGCCCAGGUUUCCUCUCUUGGAUUCAGUGCAUCCUGGAUAAGUUCAGAGAAAGCUGGGUGAGGUGCCGUAUAAUUGGAUGUUCCCUGGCCCAGGAAGACAGGAAGUGUCUGCUGUCAGCCACAGAACUUAAAGUAUUGGAGCUAGUAGGGACAGCUGCCAGUCCUGUCUCAGAAUACAUUCUGCGCCAUCUUGACAAGUUCACUGCCCUGGAAGAGCUCCAGGUGUCCGUUAGUCCCCCAUCCCAGGUUGUUGAGAAAAUCCCACUUGGAUUCCGGAAUCUUGUUAACCUGAGAAGCAUCAAACUGUACAAUAUUGACCUCACAGAAGAUACAUCCAGUUUAGCCUGGUUCAUCCGACACUUCAGCUGUCUGACUGUGUUCCAUCUGAGAUGUGCUUCCUGUCCUGGAUUUGAGCAGCUGGCAAAGGCACUGAGUUCCUGUAAGGGGCUACAGGAGCUGAAAUUAGGAAGCUUCACAUUAAAUGAAACAGAAACCCAGACGUUAGCUUCUUUGCUGUCAAAUCUCCAGUCUCUUCGGAUCCUCAGUCUGUGGCGACUGAAGGUGGAGGCCGAUUCUGCUGUAGAAACAUUUGCCAAUGCCUUGGAAACUCUGUCACAGCUUGAGUGCCUGAAAGUCCCUGCACUUACCCAGAGGUCUGAGCUCAUUGUGGAGAAGCUUCACCUGUUUUCUGAACUUCAGUCUCUGCGGAUGGACUGCUGUCUCAAUGAUGACUCUCUAAACAGAUUAGCUCAGACAGCAAGGGCUGGUCAUUUAUGUCGACUCCAGAAGCUGGUGCUGAAUGACCACCAGGCCGUCACGGACGUGGGCUGGAAGGGAUUUUUCCAAGGACUUGGCGGACUGGAGGAGUUGCGUAGUUUCUCUCUGUCACAGAAGAGCCCUGCUGCUGCUGCUGUUGAUCCAGGGGCAGAUACCGUCCAAGCUCUGAUGCAAUGUGUGUCCCGGAUGCCCUGUCUGCGUCUCCUCUUGCUGCUUGGCUGGUUUUCCAAAAAAGAGGACUCGGAACCUGUCCGAGGUCUUAAACAAAGCCAUCCCAAUCUCGACAUCGACCUGCGUUUCAAAGAUCUCCAGUUGCCAGCAGAAAUUAGGAUGGUACUUUUAGAAGUAAUCAACGGCAUUCGACAGUGUCAUUUCACUUAAAUGGAACACUGUAUAUGAUUUUGCUGAUGGUAAUCAAUUUUUAUUUGUAGCACCAAUAAUCCAGAGUUAGUAAAGUUAGGUUACAUAUUGCUAUGUGUAUAUUCGAAUCCAAAUCUUUCCACGGUCUGCAAGUAGUCCUAUUAAACUGCACACCCCCCACAGAAAUAUCACUCUCUGUGUGGCUCAUGUUUUGGAAAAGUUAUUUAAAAUAUUUUGCAGAGAGAAAUUUCAGUUUUCUGCUUUGGGUUCAGCCUCUCUGAUUUCACUGCAUUUCUACAUCAUGGACAGUUCAACCAUGCCAAUUUAAGUCUUUGGGGUGUGACUUUGAGGUAAAUAAUUCCAGCUUGAAAACCAGUAUGCUAACAAAAGUUUAUGAUGUCAUAAACUGAGCAUGAAAAUGUACUUACAGUAGCUGAUUGAAUUCUUGUGUUUUACUCAGACCUACUGUAUAAGGCCCGUGUACUGAAAGCAACUUACUAGCUGGGGAUAAUUAUAUAUUUAUUACACGGCUCCUUACUAAACUAGUACACUAGGUAAAUAUUGUACAAUGCAAUGAAUUGAACUGCUAAAAUUACUCACCAGCUCUGUACUACAUCAAUGCAUUUCUAUACCCACAUACAAACACACACAUGCUCACACCAGGGCUAAUUUUACCAGAAGCCAAUUAACUACCAGAAUGUUUUUGGACUGUGGGAGGAAACCACAGAACCCAGAGGAAACCAACAUGAACCCAUGGAGAACAUACAAAGUCCACAAAGAUAGCACCCAGGGUCUGAGAUUGAAUCCAGGUCCCAAGCACUGCAAGGCAACAAUACUAAAAUACUAACAACUGUGUUACCACACCCAGUAUUUCAAAUGUUGUGGAUAACAACAAACGCAAAGAAGUAGCUGCUGCCCCCUAGAGGAUAUUCAAAUACACUACUAAGUCCAGCUCUUGCUGUAGAAAUUCAAUACCAAACAGAAUUGAACAAACACGUGGGAGAGUUCCAGAACGUAAUGCAGCAAAUUACUGAAAUAGUCACUCUUUAAUAAUUACAAGCAUCCUUUGCAAGGACAUAUAUUGCACUUUUUUAAAGUGAAAAUUGAAAUUACAAUAAAAUAUGUAGGUCUCAUUCACUGAUAAUGAGGAAAGAGCGUCAACAGUAUUGCAACAGUAUAAUACACUUUGAGCCUGUGCUAUGAAAUAUUGAGAAAAUAUUUUUUGUGGGAUGGAAACAAGCUGAAAUUAAAACAAAUCCAUAUGAGGAUUGUCCUCCCACAGUUCAAAGACAGUAAGUUUUUGCGAAAAUUAGUCCUGUUGUGAAUGUGUGCUCUGUGAUGGACUGGCAUCCUGACGUCCAGGACUGUGUAUUCUGCCUUGCGCCCAUUUCUUCCUGGGUUAAAAUAAACAGUAAAAGUAAACGCAUAUAUCACUGUUACAAAAAAUUGGGUAUGGUGUUUACAACGCCACUCUAGUAAAUAAAGACAAAAAGAUAAAGACCUGGUGUCUGUAUUAAAUAGUAUUUACCAGCACCUAUAGCAUAACGAUAGUUAUUGGAGACUGUGUUUAAUGAAGGCUUUAUAAUAUGCUACAGAU